Molecule: messenger RNA, 351 nt
Organism: Mesorhabditis belari
Lineage: Eukaryota; Metazoa; Nematoda; Chromadorea; Rhabditida; Rhabditidae
Source: the annotation of a GenBank genome assembly
AUGAGCGAGAAUCCAGCAGGAAUGAGCGACAAUCCAGAAUCAUCAUCGAUCGAAAAUGGUGUAUUGAGUGCCCGAGAUGAGGAAACGAGAAAAUUGGAGAAGACACUGAAAUCAUAUCGAAAGUUUUGCGCCGAAAAGGAGACCAGGAAAACGCUUUUAAAAGAUGCGGCAUUUUUGAAGAUGUUGACACAAUGUAUGACAGACAAUCGACCCUCCGUUAUGAAAUAUCUGAUUCAGAUUCUUUUGCUGUUGACGGAAAAGAAAGAAGAUGCAACCUUUCUCGGAACAGUUGAAGGAUUGGUGAAAGCGAUUGGAUUGGCUCAAGAAGGACCAUUUACACCAAAUGAUUAC